Molecule: messenger RNA, 602 nt
Organism: Aricia agestis (brown argus)
Lineage: Eukaryota; Metazoa; Arthropoda; Insecta; Lepidoptera; Lycaenidae
Product: zinc finger matrin-type protein 5
Exons: 3
Coding region: 56-556 (166 amino acids)
Cellular component (GO): U12-type spliceosomal complex
Molecular function (GO): nucleic acid binding; zinc ion binding
Source: RefSeq, a predicted model, not a curated record
UUGGCUAAAUAGUGUUUUAAUUUUAUUUAGACUGUAAUUUAAGUGCCUAAUAAUAAUGGGAAAGAAAUACUAUUGUGAUUACUGUGACAAAACUAUGGUCGCCACGCCGGCGCUUGUAAAAACACACAACAAGGGUGUAGUUCAUCAGAAAAUUGUAAACGAACAUUAUCAACAAUUUAAAGAUCCGGAGACAAUAUUAAAAGAGGAGAGCGCGAAGAAGCCCUGCAGCAGGCACAUGCGGGGUGAAUGCCAGUUUGGAAGUAUCUGCCGUUUCUCUCACUAUACCAAGGAACAACUGUACGAGCUGCAGCAACUCGUGUCAGCAAAAAAGAAAUUGGAAAGCACACAUCCGUCAUUCCAAGAUAUCUAUCAAAAGUUCCAAGAUGAGAAAUCAAAGAGCACAGAAUCAAAUAUACUAAUAGAUCCGAACGGCGUAUCGCACGUUCUGCCGUGGUCGUACCAUGAGAUGACAGAAAAUGAGAAUAUGUUGCCACCGAGUCUCAGAAGGUUGAAAGCAGAAGACUUUCUCGAAAGUAACAAUGAAGAAUGGGGUUAGAAGAAGCGCCACAUUCCUGCAUCGCGCUAUCGAAGUUUUCUAAGCG